Sinocyclocheilus rhinocerous is the source of this 1297-nucleotide messenger RNA. It is a transcript of the gene mapk12a, whose product is annotated as mitogen-activated protein kinase 12a. The record is from RefSeq and is a predicted model, not a curated record. Gene Ontology annotation, biological process: protein phosphorylation. Bases 162 to 1253 code for a protein of 363 amino acids. The transcript has 12 exons. Gene Ontology annotation, molecular function: MAP kinase activity; ATP binding. Lineage: Eukaryota; Metazoa; Chordata; Actinopteri; Cypriniformes; Cyprinidae.
CGGCUUGCCAUACACACGGCCACGGUGGAGAGGGAGCGGUUACGCGGGCACGCACAGUCUAUGAACGCGCACAGGUAGAUUUCUAUUAUCAGUGUUCAGGUAAACCUGGAAAUCACAGUCGCGAGACUCGAAGUGGCACGUUUAAAGGGGUAUUCACCAAUAUGUCAGCCCGAUCAAGACCUGGCUAUUAUCGCCAGGAGGUGAAUAAAACUGUUUGGGAGGUGCUGGAGAGAUACAGAGAUCUGAAACAGGUGGGGACAGGGGCAUAUGGUACAGUAUGCUAUGCAGUUGACCGGAGGACAGGGGCAAAGGUGGCCAUCAAGAAACUCCAUCGUCCCUUCCAGUCUGAUCUGUUUGCCAAAAGAGCUUAUCGGGAGCUCAGGCUACUCAAACACAUGAAACAUGAUAAUGUUAUUGGACUCCUGGAUGUUUUCACUGCAGACCUUUCUCUAGACAGAUUCCAUGACUUUUACUUGGUCAUGCCUUUCAUGGGUACUGAUCUAGGAAAGUUAAUGAAAAUGGAGAGACUGUCAGAGGACAGGGUCCAGUAUCUGGUUUACCAGAUGUUGAGAGGACUUAAAUAUAUCCAUGCUGCUGGAAUCAUACACAGGGAUCUCAAACCGGGCAAUCUGGCAAUAAAUGAGGAGUGUGAGCUUAAGAUCCUGGAUUUUGGUCUAGCACGACAAGCAGACAGUGAAAUGACGGGCUAUGUUGUGACACGUUGGUACAGAGCACCUGAGGUCAUUCUUAGCUGGAUGCAUUACACACAGACUGUGGACAUCUGGUCAGUCGGAUGCAUCAUGGCAGAGAUGCUGCUAGGGAAACCACUGUUCAAAGGAAAUGACCACCUGGAUCAGCUGAUGGAGAUCAUGAAGAUUACAGGGACGCCCACAAAAGAGUUCACGGCCAAACUACAGUCUGAAGAUGCUAGACACUACAUAACAAAGUUACCAAAACUUAGAAAGAAAGAUCUUCGGACAUUGUUACCAAAUGUUAACCCACAAGCGAUUCAUGUGUUAGACAGCAUGCUGCUCUUGGACCCUGAAAGUAGAAUAACAGCGGCAGAGGGACUGGCUCUUCCUUUCUUCUCUGAGUUUCGUGAACCAGAGGAGGAGACCGAGGCCCCACCAUAUGAUCAUUCUCUGGAUGAGGCAGAGCAGUCAGUGGAGCAGUGGAAAAAACUCACCUUCACAGAAAUUCUGACCUUCCAUCCAUCACCAGCGGUGGCAGAAUCUAAAGAGACGGCUCUCUGAGAUUGCUUAUUUUUACAUCAUCAAGGCUUUACAUUUUAUUUGUA